AGGAAGAUGGCGGCCAUCUUGGUGAAGAAGAGAGACAAACGAGAUUGGCAGCUGGAGGACAGUUGUAAUAACUGAAUAAAGACCCUCAGCCAAAUAUUCGAAUAGAGAGGCAGCCAGAGGUCAUAGAGAUUCAAAACCAAUAAACUCCAGUCCUACCAGGAAACAUGGAGGAGCCAGAUGAUUCCGAAGUCCCCUACUGGGCAGUUGGAUGUGUGAAAUUCAUUCAUAUCGCCUUUCAUAUUGCAAAUAUUGCAAUUGGUGCUGUUUAUAUAGAAUCCUGCCCAGGGGAGGAUCUAAUUCCAUUUCAUUUGAUAAUAAUGGGCUGGGGCUCGCUUGUCCUGCUCUUCGUAACUUGUGUCAGCACCGCAUAUGAAAGGGAGCCCCCGAGGAGGAAUUGGCUGGUACUCUGUAUGCAGAUAGCAAUAAUGCUGGUGCUCUCCUUUUUUUUGAUUUCUGGCAAUGUGUGGGUAUAUACCCUUUUUCCCGAAAGCUGGAACUCUCCAGAAUGUACAAAUAGAUGCAACACCUUUCUGUACCUGUACGCCUUCUGGAUGACUAUAGUGGCGGACAUUUCCUUCAGUGUUCUGUUAGUUGUUUUAAUGUGUGCCCUUUUGGAAAAGAGUUAAGUGUAUUGCUGGGAGCAGUAUGAAAUAGUUCAUUGAUAAGCUAUUAUAUAAUAUAUUGAUAAUUCCAUGAUAUGAAAGUGUCUUUAUUUUAUUUCUCUCAGCCUUGAAUACUGCUUUAUUUUAAUGUUUUUCAUUAAAGAAAUGUAUCUU
Messenger RNA from Xenopus laevis (African clawed frog), 776 nucleotides. Its product is annotated as transmembrane protein 272-like. The transcript is spliced from 5 exons. Lineage: Eukaryota; Metazoa; Chordata; Amphibia; Anura; Pipidae. The record is from RefSeq and is a predicted model, not a curated record. Bases 165 to 626 code for a protein of 153 amino acids.